CGCAUUGCGGAAAAAAUCAAUAGUCUCCCAAAUCUAUAUAAAAUCAAAGAUAGAGAACAUUUAAAACGCUAGAGUGGAACUAUCCUGAAAAUACACAGGUUUUAAAUCUGAAAUGGCUGACAAAUUAACAGAGGAGCAAAUUGCCGAAUUCAAGGAGGCUUUCAGUCUGUUUGACAAGGAUGGUGAUGGUACAAUUUCAGCCAAGGAGUUGGCAACAGUUGUGAGGUCAUUAGGUCAAAAUCCUACAGAAGCAGAGUUACAGGACAUGAUGAACGAGGUGGAUUCUGAUGGAAAUGGAACGAUAGAUUUCUCAGAAUUCCUGCAAAUGAUGGAACAAGACAUGAAAAAAGACAAUGGCGAUGAUCUUCGCGAAUCUUUUCAAGUAUUCGAUAGAGAUGGUAAUGGGUUUAUAAGUGCAGCUGAACUUAGACAUGUUAUGACAAAUAUAGGAGAAAAACUAACAGAUGAAGAAGUUAAUGAGAUGAUCAGAGAAGCUGAUACUGAUGGAGAUGGUCAAAUCAAUUAUGAAGAUAUCAAAGAAAUGUUCUCGCUUUUUGACGUGGACAGUUCAGGUUCUAUCAGUACACAUGAACUAGACGCUGCCAUGAGAUGCCUAGGAAAGAUGCCGACAGAAGAAGACCAUAGGGAAGUAGAUGACGGUAAUGGUAACGUUACAGAGGCAAAAUUUCUGACAUUGAUGAAGAGAAAAUUAAACGAAGAAGAGACGGAAGAAGAAAUUCAGGAAGCAUUCCAGAUAUUUGAUAAAGAAGGGUAUGGCAUAUUGACUUUUUGCAUUCGCUAUUUUCAGGCUGACCAACUAACAGAAGAACAAAUUGCUGAAUUCAAGGAGGCUUUCAGUCUUUUUGACAAGGAUGGCGAUGGCACAAUCACAACUAAGGAGUUGGGAACGGUAAUGAGGUCAUUGGGUCAGAACCCAACAGAAGCAGAGUUACAGGACAUGAUCAAUGAAGUGGAUGCUGAUGGGAAUGGAACGAUAGAUUUCCCAGAAUUCCUCACUAUGAUGGCACGUAAAAUGAAAGAUACAGACAGUGAAGAAGAAAUCCGCGAGGCUUUCAGAGUUUUCGAUAAAGAUGGAAAUGGUUACAUAAGUGCAGCUGAACUUAGACAUGUAAUGACAAAUUUAGGGGAAAAACUGACAGAUGAGGAGGUUGAUGAAAUGAUCAGAGAGGCUGAUAUUGAUGGUGAUGGCCAAGUCAAUUAUGAAGAAUUUGUGAAAAUGAUGACGAGCAAGUAACCAAAGGACAAUCCUGAUGAACCUGUCAGGCUGUAUGAUAAUGUGUACAGUAGGAUUUUAACAACUCGAGCAGACGCGAAUGGUUAGCGAGAUUAUUCUCAUGGCAUCCCGCUGCAUGGCAUAGUCAUUGUCGUUUCGACAUUUACUCUUCGACAAUGUUCCUCGUGUUUUGCAUCAUUUGUCUUCCAUGUUAUUUUCUACUGCAAUCAGUGUCUUCCAGUCUUAGUUUUUAAUCGAUGUAACAAAUCUGCGUAUGGUAAAGUAAUGCCUGUAAGUGUUAAAGUUUAAAUAGUUCGCAUGACCCGUGGUCUAGUCUACACAAAUUGCUUUGUAUUCAUCAAAUUUCAUUUUCUACAAAAAUUUAUAUCCAGUAUUUAUCUUCAAAGCAAAAUAUAUAAUACCACAUAUGUUCAGGUUUUAUUAUUAAAGUGUUAUUUUUAUAUUUAAAAUAAAAAAAAUGUAACAAACGUG
Messenger RNA from Mercenaria mercenaria, 1726 nucleotides. RefSeq lists its product as uncharacterized. Gene Ontology annotation, molecular function: calcium ion binding; enzyme regulator activity. The transcript has 10 exons. NCBI's taxonomy places the organism in Eukaryota, Metazoa, Mollusca, Bivalvia, Venerida, Veneridae. The coding region runs from base 113 to 1255 and encodes 380 amino acids. The record is from RefSeq and is a predicted model, not a curated record.